GCGCCGAAUUUCCCAACACAAUCGAAUCCAUCACCCACCGAUUUAUCAUCCCAUCCCGAUCAAACUACACACCACCAGCGCCAUCAAUUGAUUCUCCUCCGCUAUUCACAAUGUCUGGAGGGCCGUGUCCAGACUGUAUCAGUGGCAGCGUCCACCUGGGGACCCCCACCGGCACUGUAACGACAAUCCACGGCCUUCCCGUCUACGUUUCGAAGCCCGACGAGGGCGUAACACCCAAGGGACUCGUCGUCUACAUACCUGAUGCGUUCGGCUGGGACUUUGUCAACAAUAGAAUUCUAUCCGACCACUAUGCAAAGCGCGGCGGGUUCGUUGUCUACCUACCAGACUUCAUGGGCGGCCACUCGCUGUCCCCGGACGCCCUGAGCCUCAUGGAUAAGAUUACAGCGCCCGCCAGCUGGUUCACGACGCUCUUCUACAAGCCCCUCUACGUCCUGCGCGCCAUGACCCUGUUCAUCCCCUGGCUCUACCGCGUGCGCAGCUCGGUCGUCAAGCCGCGCCUGCUCUCCUUCUUCAAGUCCCUGCGACUCUCUCCUCCUCCUUUCCCGACCUCGAAUCUGAAGAUUGGCGCCGCCGGGUUCUGCUGGGGCGGUAAGUACACGAUCGAGCUAUGCGGCAAUGCGCCGUCCACGCGCGUCGUGCGCCACCCGGAGCAGUCCUCCUCGACGGCUCUCGAGCCCUUGAUCGAUUGCGGCUUCACGGCGCAUCCUUCGAAUGUCUCGAUGCCGAUCGAUAUCCAGAAGGUGGAGCUACCGCUGAGCGUGUCGGUUGGGAAUGAGGAUAUGGCCAUGAAGGGCACGCUGAUUAUGCAAAUGAAGGAUAUCCUGGAGAAGAAGGGGAGCCAUCAUGAGGUUGUCAUCCUACCCGGUGCGAAACACGGGUUUGCGAUCCGUAGCCAUCCGGAGGAUAAGUUGCAGAUGGACUAUGCGGAGAAAGCGGAGGUUCAGGCCAUUGACUGGUUUAGGCGCUGGUUCGCUUGAGUUUGGGGUUUUGUGGAGUUGGGGAUUGAUUGCCUUGGGCAAUAGCAAUUGUACGCGGAUUUGAUCACGGAGUUACGCAGCAAGCUCAUCUCUGGAAUUGCAUCGAUUUUCAAAAUACCUUGAUUGAAAACCAAACUUGAACUUAACUCAUGG
This is a messenger RNA of Amorphotheca resinae ATCC 22711, 1151 nucleotides long. RefSeq lists its product as hypothetical. Gene Ontology annotation, molecular function: hydrolase activity. The transcript has 2 exons. Bases 111 to 998 code for a protein of 295 amino acids. NCBI's taxonomy places the organism in Eukaryota, Fungi, Ascomycota, Leotiomycetes, Helotiales, Amorphothecaceae. The record is from RefSeq and is a predicted model, not a curated record.